Styela clava is the source of this 4479-nucleotide messenger RNA. RefSeq names its product TGF-beta receptor type-1-like. Gene Ontology annotation, molecular function: transmembrane receptor protein serine/threonine kinase activity; ATP binding. The record is from RefSeq and is a predicted model, not a curated record. Gene Ontology annotation, biological process: protein phosphorylation; cell surface receptor protein serine/threonine kinase signaling pathway; cellular response to growth factor stimulus. NCBI's taxonomy places the organism in Eukaryota, Metazoa, Chordata, Ascidiacea, Stolidobranchia, Styelidae. Gene Ontology annotation, cellular component: plasma membrane; signaling receptor complex.
UUGUAGUCAGAUUAAUAUCUAACUAGUUUAAUUAGCAAUUACGACAGAAGACGUGUGUUAUUGUUAUUUUUUCAAUCCUCACCUAAACCAGUAAACAGAAAAAAAUAUUCGGAGAAACGAAGGGCCAGAGUCAGGAACUGCAGAACUGUGGGGUUUUUAGAAAUUUAUCAAAUAUGAAGAUGAAAAGUUUUACUUUUGUAGUUUUUUAUAUCUGCUUUCAUAUACAUCACACACAAGCAGAGCUACAUUGUCAUUGUGGAGGCAACAAGCCAAAUCCAUUCUGUUCAAGUGAUACAUGUACUGUAGAAGGAAAAGGACAAUGUUAUCAUCAUAUUCAGAAAAUGCCAGAUAGUGGAAAUAUCUAUGAAUCUUAUGGGUGUUUUACAGAAGGAACUUUACGUUCUAGUCCUUUUGUUUGUAAACCAUCUACGAGUGAAUAUCUUGUACAAACAUGUUGCAAUGAUGAAGAUUAUUGUAACGGAGAACCUAUAUUUUUGCCACCUCCUGAGACUACUGUUCCAGAAAAAUCCGGAUUAACUUCUUCACAUCAAGCUACAAUCAUUUCAAGUAUAGCUGGUAUUUUGUUGAUAUUAGUGGUUGUAAUCUUUGUUCUCGUAAAAAGAAGAAGUACGAUUAAAGAUCCUCUAAGUAGUAGUGGAAGUAACGGUUCAUCUUUGUCCAUAAAGGAGGGUUAUGUCACUGACAAUAAAGUUUCUUCAGAAUUUGACGAUUGGUCAAGCGGUUCUGGAGCUGGCCAGCCUUUACUGGUCCAGAGGACAAUAGCCAGACAAGUUCAGUUACAAGAAGUCAUUGGAAAGGGACGAUAUGGGGAGGUUUACCGAGGAAAAUGGAGAGGGGAUGAAAAUGUAGCUGUGAAAAAAUUUUCUUCUCGUGAUGAGAGAUCUUGGUUUAGAGAAGCGGAGAUUUAUCAAACAGUUAUGCUUAGACAUGAGAAUGUGCUCGGAUUUAUUGCUGCUGAUAACAAAGAUGUAGGAACAUGGACUGAAUUAUGGUUACUUACGGAAUAUCAUGAGAAUGGAUCCUUGUUUGAUUACUUGGAAAGAACCCAAGUUGACCAAGCCGGACUUUUUAAAUUGUCAAUUUCAAUCACCAGCGGACUUGAACAUCUCCAUAUGGAGUUUCUCGGCACUCAAGCAAAACCUCCGAUUGCUCAUCGUGAUUUGAAAUCGAAAAAUAUUUUGGUGAAGAAGAACGGUGAAUGUGCAAUUGCUGAUCUUGGACUCGCAGUACGACAUGACUCACAGACUGACACCAUUGAUAUUCCGCUGAAUAACAAAGUUGGGACUAUAAGAUACAUGGCACCUGAAGUAUUAGACGAAACACUAAACAUGAGACAUUUCGAUUCAUUCAAGAGAGCUGAUAUUUAUUCUCUUGGUCUGGUUUUCUGGGAAAUUGCUCGACGUGCAGAUGUUGGAGGACAAGCGCUGGAGUACGAGCUUCCAUACUUUGAUGCUGUUCCUAACGAUCCAUCUGUUGAAGAUAUGCGUGCAGUUGUAUGCGGAAAGAAACAACGUCCUACUGCAUAUCCACUCUGGGAACAAAACGAUUGCCUUAGAGGAGUUUAUAAGAUCAUGUGCGAGUGCUGGUAUGAAAAUUGCUCUGCUCGACUCACAGCAUUGAGAGUGAAAAAAGCUCUGAAAAAACUUCAGGACGAAGAAGGAAUAAAAAUCGUUUGAUGAGCAGGAUCGCAAUAAACACUUGUUUUAUAACAUGUAUAUUGCCAUAAAGGCUAACUGACAAUAUUGUUUUCAGCCAUGACAGGCUUGAAUUUAUGAUAAAUUCAAAUUCAUCUAAUUGUCUUGCCAACUUGAGGAAUUGUUUGAGCAAUUCGUAAGUUUUGACUUGGUCAAUGUAAAAAUAUAUGGGUGGAAUUCGAAGAUGUAAGAGACCUAUCAGCUUUAUUGAAAAUCCCACUUCAUAUGCUGAUACAACCAUUUGCUGAAACUUCAAUGUCUAUUCUAACACAUGAAUUAUCACAGUAACCCAUUAAAUUUAUUCUCAAUGAAUGCAGGAUUUUCUGGAAAGGGUGCUAAUGAUUACUAUUGUCUAUGGUGGCAUAUGACCAUUAUGCUAAAUAUUCUCAACCUGGUAAUCAUUAACAGGUUGGAAGCCUGACUCUGGCUGUACGUAACAUGUGAUUCUGGAUGAAUUUUAAUUAAAAUUAGUCAUUUUACUUUAGUUUUUGCAUUUUGUAGCAUAACAUUUUUGAAAUUAAAGAAAAAACAAAACGCAAGCCUAUAAUCAAUAUAAUCCUGGCAUUCUGAAUGUCUCCCACUAGAUUGUUUAGAGAAUACCAUGGAACAAUUUGCGCUCUUUAGUUGACCAGUCGUCAGACAUCCAUGUUACAUACUAUUCUGCCUGCCCAUCCAUUACUAAAUUUGCCAUAUUUGCUGCGGUUUACUUGGCUUUGUACAGCUUAAUUACAGUACUAUAUAAAAACAUAUUACCUGCUGAUAAAAAUUUGUCACAUUUUCACCAUCUAGUUCAUUUUUUAGACUGUUUUUUGUACUAUCAAAAUUCAAUUCAUAUUUUCAAUGUGCCCCUAAAUCCUAAAACAUUUAAAUAAGGCAAAUAUGUAGAAAAAGGACUUAUUGUUGUGAUUUUAUUUCAAGUACCGUCAUCUGCCAACUUAUUUUUGUUUUCGAAUUUUACCCCACCAACGCGUAUGGUUAUCGAAUAUUGGUACAACCAUAGUCUUCAUCCUUAAUAUUUGAUUCUUAUGAUUGAUAAAUUUUAUGAUUUUUUUUCAUUUCUGGGUGAAGAAAUACAUUUAAAAUAUUUUACUUUUUACGUUGCCUUGUUUUAGAAACAUAGGGUUUAGUGGCUUUAAAAAUUCUCAUAAAUUUUUAUCAUUAUAGUCCUGCCUGGAUGGUAAUGUUAAUAUUGGGGAUUUAUUUGAACUGAAUGUUUCGAUUUAUAAAGUCUUCAAAUGAAUUCUAAUAGUUCCACAUUGACAUAGCGUCUCUGUUAUGGUUUUUAUAUUUGAUCUUGUGUUUUGGAAUUAUUAUUAUAAGAAUUUGGCAAAAUAUUAAUCAGUAGUAUUCGACCCAAAUCAUAACUUCACUGCAAAAUUGGAAACUGUAUGUUAAAUUCAGUAACCUGAAUUAUCUGGAUUCUCGAAAAAAAAUUGUCUUAAUUUUGUUUAAGCUUAAGGUAUGCCAUCCUACAGACACUCAGACAGUGGUUGGCAAACUGUGGCCCGGGAACAAUUUCUUUGUUACCCCUGAACAACUUCACUUUUAAUACAUACAAACAAAAAUUGCUCAUAACUUUGCACACAUAUGUAUAUCAUCGCAAUUCGCAAUGGCUGUUGUACAGCGUUUGUUUUGUUGUAAUUAAUAGCGUAAGGGCAUUUUAUUGUGCACAGUAUGUCAUUUACUACCAAUAAUUUUUUUCAACACCGAAAUAGGAGUUCAAGUGCAUUAUAAUUUGAAGUUUAAUGUUGCCCGCACGCUACCGUGAGCAGAUUUGGCACAAUGGUUCGUAAAAUUUGCAGACCACCGCCCUCAAAGCUUCUAACAAGAAUAGUAGAAUUCUUAAAUCUAAUUUCAUGUGAUUUUUUUUAAUUAAUACAUUAUAGUGUCUGAGCCUAAAUAAAUCUGCAUUUAUUUGUGUAAAUAUAAUAUCAGCUUAUCAUUUUUAGAUGACUUCUUAGGGGUGAAUACUUCUUUUAGGAUAAAAUCCUCUCUAAAUGUGUAUCUGUUCCUGAUUACCCUGUUGUCUUUUCGUGAAUGUGCAUGAGAGAUUUACAGGGUGUUCAUAAAUUCCUGUAUAAAAAUGGUAGGCAUAUAAAAGUGUAUAAAACUGAUCGAAAUAAAACAAACCUGGUUAAGAUAUAUUGAGAACUAACUUCAUAAUAAAAUUAGAAUUAUAACAGGACUUCAUAAAUACCCUGUACUGUAUCUCUGUCCUCCAUUAAUUCGCUCUUGUGUUCAAGCAGACGAUGUUUCAAAUUCAAUUUGAGGAAAUAUCUCUCAGAAAUUCAAAAAAUAUGGAUUUCACUAUUUUUUUGUUUUUUUUAUCCAGCAUAUUUUAUUAUAUAUAUACAACCUUUUUAACAGAAUACCGAUUUUCUUGUUGAUUUUAUAUCUGUAUCAUGGAAAUUAUGAGGAAUGAAAUCAAGUUGAAAAUUUUGACAGGUGUGUAAAAUUGUAUACUGAUAGCCUUUUUCCUUAAAAGUGGAGAUCCUGAAUUUUUGUGGUAUAUUCAUGUACUGCUGUUUACUAUAGAUGAUUACACAUUUGACACCCUUGGUUCACAGUUUGAAACCUUUUGGAAGUAGAGUGUCAUAUGAGUGAAUUUUUAUAUUAGAUUCGAGAAUUUUCGCGAUCUUGGAGUAGUGUUUUAUUCAUUGAAAAUGGUAUUAUGUUCAUUGUAUAAUUAAUUUUCCGCAAUCUUAUCUCUCCUAUGAUCUAUCCUUUUACAUUACUUUGUAAAUAUAUCUAUCUUCUUCAUAAA